This is a messenger RNA of Gallus gallus (chicken), 8085 nucleotides long. It is a transcript of the gene GALNT13, whose product is annotated as polypeptide N-acetylgalactosaminyltransferase 13. The coding region runs from base 3398 to 5068 and encodes 556 amino acids. The transcript has 14 exons. Gene Ontology annotation, cellular component: Golgi apparatus. Lineage: Eukaryota; Metazoa; Chordata; Aves; Galliformes; Phasianidae. The record is from RefSeq and is a predicted model, not a curated record.
GACAACUUUCAGUGCGUGGCAGCGUGCGGGCGGUGCGUGGCGGCGCUCCGAGCUCCGCUGCCACUCCGUGCUCUGCUGCCGCUCCGCGCCGUCGGCCGCCGCUUCCAGGUACGUCUGCACGGAGCCCUCUGACCCCAGGCGUGGCCGUGGCAGCGCCGCGAUGCACCGCGGCUCAGUCCUGUCGCGGGUUUCUCCCUCGUGAGCCACCGGUGUGUCUGCUUUCCGAAGUAGGCUGGGAGAGGACGUGCGGGCGUCCCCGGGGAGCGCGCGGUGUGCGGCGGGCGCGGGGUGACGGCUCGGGCUGCGCGCUGCCGCCUCCUGAACGUCCGCCUCGGGCGCUGAGCCGGCAGCCCCGGGCGCCGUGUGGGCCGGAGGGCCGCGGCUGUGACCCGCUGUGGGGCGUGGGCUGAAGGGGCUCCGGAGUUCCCUUCCUGCCCGCACGGUGCUGCGUUUCAGUGCGUUGCAGAGCACCGUGGAGUUGGGUGUCCGCCUCUUUCCCCGCUUCGUUCUCUGCUGUGGAGCGAGAGUAAUUUGGGCGCUUCUGGAAGCGGCGAGAGGAAAGAUGGAUGAGUAAGGCGUGCUUGGAAUGAUGCGGAAGAAAGCAGGAGGGCUUCUGCCACUGGGUGAUGGGCACCGUGCCUCGUGGGGAGGGAACGGGCCUUCAGUCUCGGACUGCUGUUCAAGCAGGCUGUGUAAACCCCUCGGUUGGCUGUGCACUGCGUGCUGCUGUGCAGGGCUGCCGCAGGAGCUGUGCUAAGCUCCCAAAGUGCUGCUGGCUCUCCAGGCGGUUCUCUUGCCUGGCCUGUUGCUGCGAAUGCUUUGGGAUUAUUUUUUUCCAUCAAGAAGUAUUUGUGGCUGGCGUUAAACCGGGAGUGUAACGUGGCGUGCGUUUGGGCUCCCCUGGCAUCGGCUGUGCGAGGUUUAGGAGUGAUUUCUUCACCGGAGCAGUGCUCGGAGAACCCGGAUCUGUGCCGUGUCUUCCUGUGGCGGCGUUCGUGUGUGAGAGCCCAGCGCCUGCAGGUCGCAGAGGAUGAGUGCCUUACGGUGAGAGCUGGUCCUGGGGCGGCGGGGGAAGCAGGCCGGCAGCCUCCUCUGGCUGCAGGUGAGCAUGAAGGAAGGGCUGCGACCAGCUUUGCCUCGGGCACAGACGAAGGGCUGUGUGAAUGUAACCCUUUGUGGCUCCGGGCUCUGUGUUGUUUGCUCCUGCCUCCCCCAGCAAGAGAAGUCUGAUUCUCCCGAAGCGUUUAGGAAGGGGAGAGGUGGCACAUCUGUUCUCACUCUCUGUGCCCCUGAUUUGUUGUGCCAUUUCAUCAGGGUUUGAAGGGCUGGAAAACUGGUUCUGGGUGGUAUCUGUCAAGCUGUCAGUACCACUCAAGUACUCGUUACUUCUUCAUUUCAGUGGUCUGUGUGGGAGAGCACCCACCACCUGAAAGCAGAGCACGUGCAGUCAGGGUUCUCUGUUAAUUAGCUGCAGGGAGGCUCCAGCAGCUUGCAGGGGGAUCUGUGCCUGUUUCCUGCUGGGGAGGGUGCAGGCAGGGGAGGCAGCACCUGGCUGAGUUGGUGCCCAUCAUCUUUUAGAUCAGCGUUUUAAUUGGGUUUACGUUUUUAGUGCUUUGUGCCAAGAGAUCUGUGGAAACCCAGGCUGGAUGUGGCUCUGGGCAGCCUGGUCUGCUGGUUGGCGACCCUGCACAUAGCAGGGGUGUUGAAACUGGAUGAGCAUUGUGGUCCUUUUCGACCCAGGCCAUUCUAUGAUGCUAUGAUUCUAUGAAACAGCAUGUCUUGGUGCAAGAUUAUGAAGGCAUGGACUGAAGGCAGAGGAAUCCUUUACCAUUUCUUGCCAUCAUUUGCAAGCUCAGUAGCGUACAGCGAGUUUGGUCUGAGCACAAGAAGCUUUUUUUUGUCUGGAUGUUGGGAACCUGGGAAGUUCAUUGCACUGAGGUAUUGAUUCUGGGAGAAGCUGGUGCUAGGUGCUUGCCUCUAGUCUGAACAAAGCAGCAGAAAAUAGAGGAUAGGCUAGCAAACAAGUUUGAUUGGAUGAAUUAAUAAGCCUUUUCUACUUUAAUUUCAGAGUCGUGGAACCGCCUUUUAGAAUGAAGAAUAGGUUGACUUUUAAAUGUCAAGUUGUCUAUUUGAGGAGAGGAAAGGGGGAGAAACUCAAUCUCAAGACAGUAAGCGCUGGGUAGCUCUAACCUGAUACACCUGAUUUCCUUAUUGAACGUGAAAGCUUCCUGUAUUAAUCUGUGAGAUUGGCAGUCCGAGCAUUCUGAAUCCUUCAGGUAACUGUGCAUGAAUUAAUGAACAGCUCGCAGUAUUGGAUGAUGAUUCAUGCUUUUUUUUUUUUUUUUGGAGAUAAUAGUAUAUAUUUAGGUUUGGUUGGAUGAGUGUUAACUCUAGGAAGGCAAAAAGUGUUUUAAAUGUAUUUAGUAUGUCACGGAAAAUAGGAUUGCAAUCUUUAGUAGUUUUUUAAGCAAGUUUGCUUCCUCGGCUUUUUAAUGAUUGUUUCUCUGGAAGCAGCUCUGAUGGAUUUUAUUUAUAAGGCAGGGUAGCACCUAUUGCACCAAAACACAGGCAGCGGGCUUUGGCUUCUGAGAUAUCAUCUUGUGACGUGCUGGCCCUGGCACACGUGGGUGCACUUGUGUUUAUGUACUCUGUCACUUCCCACUGGCCAGCUGCCAUUCGGUGCAGUGCUGCCCAUGUUGCAUUCUGGUUCUGCAGCAGAGAUUGGCACAAAUAAUAACACCAAACCUUUCUCUUACCAGUACUUAAAUGCUGUAAAUGAGCUGGUUUUCUCAUUUUCCCUACUCCUGUGUUCAAUAUCAUAAUGGUAUCUGUAGCCAUCCUGAGUUUUCUAGUUCUUAGCCUCUAGCCUGAAUUUGCUGGAGUACGAGAGGAGAGCUGAAGGCUGUGCGUGGAGAUGGCUUGUGAAGAUACAGAUAUCAAGCAGGCUGAGCCACACUGACAAAGGGUGAGAGCAAAAAGCAGUCGGAGGAAACCGCUGGGCUGUGAAAUGGAUGGAUGCUUCAGAGAGGAGCCCGGAUUGGGAUAAUCAACAGGCGCUGGGACAGCUAUCCUGUGGUUCAGCUCCAAGGCUGUGCGUGGGGACGUGGCUGAAGCGCAGCUCCCAGUGCUGGCGUGGAACACAGUGUAUAACGGUACGAGUGAGGUGUCCACGUGUCGUCAUCUAACUUAGCAGAGAAUCCCAGAGCUGUGGGGGCUGGAAGGGACCUCUCGAGCUCCCCCAGGCCAACCCCACAGCAGUUCCCUACAGCAGCUGCACACAAAGAGUCCAGUGGGAUGCACGCCUUUGCUUCCAUGUUGGAUUUUAGCUGUGGGAGUUUGGUGCAUCUCAGCAGUGGUGUUCUUUCUUUAGCACUUUAGCUGGAAAGGAAGCAAAGCGAUGAGGAGAUUUGUUUACUGCAAGGUGGUGCUGGCCACUUCUCUCAUGUGGGUGCUUGUGGACGUCUUCUUACUUCUGUACUUCAGUGAAUGUAAUAAAUGCGAUGACAAGAAAGAGAGGUCCCUGCUGCCUGCUCUGAGGGCUGUCAUUUCCCGAAACCAGGAAGGACCCGGCGAGAUGGGGAAGGCAGUGCUCAUCCCAAAAGACGACCAGGAAAAGAUGAAAGAGCUGUUUAAAAUCAACCAGUUUAACCUUAUGGCCAGUGACCUGAUUGCUCUGAACAGAAGCUUACCGGAUGUGAGACUGGAUGGGUGCAAGACCAAAGUGUACCCUGACGAGCUCCCAAACACCAGCGUGGUCAUCGUGUUCCACAACGAGGCCUGGAGCACCCUGCUACGCACGGUGCACAGCGUGGUUGCCCGCUCGCCGCGCCGCCUGCUUGCCGAGAUCAUCCUGGUGGACGAUGCCAGCGAGAGGGAAUUUCUGAAGGCCUCCUUGGAGAACUACGUGAAGAAGCUGGAGGUCCCAGUGAAGAUCCUCCGUAUGGAGCAGCGAUCGGGGCUGAUCCGUGCGCGGCUGCGGGGGGCAGCAGCUGCCCGGGGGCAGGUGAUCACCUUCCUGGAUGCACACUGUGAGUGCACCCGUGGCUGGCUGGAGCCACUGCUGGCCAGGAUCUGGGAGGACAGGAGAACUGUUGUGUGCCCAAUCAUCGACGUGAUCAGUGAUGACACGUUUGAGUACAUGGCUGGGUCAGAUAUGACUUACGGAGGGUUCAACUGGAAGCUGAACUUCCGCUGGUACCCUGUGCCCCAGAGGGAGAUGGACAGGAGGAAGGGGGACAGGACCUUGCCUGUAAGGACCCCUACUAUGGCUGGUGGCCUAUUUUCUAUUGACAGAAACUACUUUGAAGAGAUAGGAUCUUACGAUGCAGGAAUGGAUAUCUGGGGUGGCGAGAAUCUUGAAAUGUCUUUUAGGGUUUGGCAGUGUGGUGGCUCCCUUGAGAUUGUCACAUGCUCACACGUUGGCCAUGUCUUCCGUAAAGCAACCCCUUACACCUUCCCUGGUGGCACGGGACAUGUCAUCAACAAGAACAACAGGAGGCUGGCAGAGGUCUGGAUGGAUGAGUUUAAAGACUUCUUCUAUAUAAUAUCUCCAGGUGUUGUGAAGGUGGAUUAUGGAGAUGUGUCAGCCAGGAAGGCGCUGAGAGAAGCCCUGAAGUGCAAACCCUUCUCGUGGUACCUGGAGAACAUCUACCCCGACUCGCAGAUCCCGCGGCGCUACUACUCGCUGGGAGAGAUCAGGAACGUUGACACCAACCAGUGUUUGGACAACAUGGGCCGCAAGGAAAACGAGAAAGUGGGCAUCUUCAACUGCCACGGCAUGGGAGGGAACCAGGUGUUUUCCUACACGGCAGACAAGGAGAUCCGCACGGAUGAUCUGUGCCUGGACGUGUCGCGGCUGAACGGCCCGGUGACCAUGCUCAAGUGCCACCACAUGCGGGGAAACCAGCUCUGGGAGUACGAUGCUGAGAAGCUCACCCUGAGGCACGUCAACAGCAACCAGUGCCUGGACGGGCCGUCGGAGGAGGACAAGCUGGUCCCCAGCAUGAAGGAGUGUGCGGGCGGCCGGUCCCAGCAGUGGCUGCUGCGCAACAUGACGCUGGGGGCCUGACGGCGCGGCCCGGCCCCACGGCUCCCGCCGACGUGCAGCCCUCAGGCCCACUGGAAACCUCUCGCCCACAGGAGGCCCCAGGCCUGCUGGAAACCGCGGCCCUGUUGGAGGCCUCACGCCCGCAGGAGGCCCGCCGACCGACGGAGCCGUGCUGUGUUGUCCUCCAGCAGGGCUCCACGUGCCCCCUUCUAACCUGUGACUGCUCAAAAGAAGUGCAUUGGAGCUUAUAAAUAUCAAAACCUGCGCCGUUAGCAACGCGAAUGUCCUCAGUGACUGAUUCGAGAGAAACCUCUGUGAAAUUUGGUUGGAGGGGUUGGGUGCGCUGUGUUGGUGUGUGUGGUACAUCGUGCUGCGGAGCAGCGGCACGGCACGAAAUGCCUUACGGAGCUGAGGGCGCUGGGAAUGGCGGCCGGUGGUUCUACAGCCUCCACGUGUUGGUACAUCUGGCUUUCCUGGCAGUGCGAUGGGAUGCUGGCGGCGGGGAAGCCCUGCACUGGACAGGCCACUGAGGCGGUGUGCAGUUUCUGAGGCCAAGAGACAGCGGGAUACCCACGUGUGUGUGUUUGAAACAGCAGCAAAGUGGAGCGCAAUCAUAAACUGAAAUUAAAUGAAACAACAGAAGAGACGUUGGAACAAUGCUAAGAAGGAGUAACACGCGUUGAAAUCUGCAGUAGGAAGACUGGGUUAGGGUUAGGGCCUGCAGCCUCACACCUGGGAGGCUUAAAGGGUUCUUGCUGCUUCCACUGAGUUGGUCCUCUGUGAGAAACAGAGACCAGGUGUCAGGCUGGGCCCAACCUGCAGCUGCUGCUUUUGAGCAUCACUGUGUCCCUGCAUCCUGUGUGAAACGCAUUCGGGGGCGUUCCCAAUCAAAGGGGUACAACUGUGGGUUGGGUCCGGCUCCAGUAGAGAUGGCAGAUGCUUAUUUAUAUUUUUAAUAAUUUCGUGGCUUAAUCAUUUUGCUUUGUUAGCAUGGUUAUUAAAGAAGCACCAAUGACACGUAGUCAAUGUCGGAGGCAUCCCAGGAGCUAAUGUGUCAGCCUGAGGCUGGGUAUGGGAAGGUGACCUAUCCACGUCAGUAUCAUUUCCAUUGGCCAUCACAGCAGGAUGGAUUAGUGUUCUCAUAUGCAGGUAGUAGAACUUCGUAGGCCAUUCAUAUUUUCUAGAUACAUAUCAUGACAUGAAACCUAGAAGCCUGUUCAAUUUGAAAAGUGUUUGCUGCCAUGUCACAGCAGCUGGCAUGUCUAUCCCAACAGCCCUGCUCAGAGAGCUGUCAGGCACUUCCAGUCUCAUCUUUCAGUCCCCCCAGAACUACUCAGUAUGGCUAAAAAGCCAUCACAGCAGAAGAUGGCUGUAGUCUUUCUUCACAGGAACAGCAUACAAACAUCGCAAACAGAUGUAAACACCAAUCUCCAUGCAGAAUUUCUUCCUCUAAAUUAUUUCUCUGUCUCCUUUCCAAGGGCUGUUCCAGAUGCACAGCCACUCAGGCUGGUGGAUGAUAUAUCCGGAUGCUUGGCUUCUGCUUGUCAUUGCAGAAGUGGAAGUUAUGGAAGGUCCUACAGCAUCCAUGAGCCUUAGGAGUGUGCACUCAUGGUGCCAGCUGAUGGCUACCUGCAGUGUGACUGUGUUGCUGACAGAGAAUCCCCAGUGCACGAGGUGGUGGCUGCUGCACCUCUUAGAGGCUGUGUUUGCACUGGGAGGUUCUCUUGGCAUCGUUGCUUGAAGGUGGUGAGAGGUGCAAGCAGUCUGCAGUUGGCCAGCCUUGAGGUGCGGUCUCAGAGUGGCUUAAACUGAGAAUUUACAUCCUGACUUAGGAAAAAAGCACUGAAUUUAGCCUCAGACACAGCGGGUGUUUCUGUUGGCUCGAAUCCCAGACCUACCUCCUUGAUGAGGGGUCAGAUCCUGGAUCUGCCUCCUUUGAGAGAAUAUGGGAAACCCCUGAGUCCUUCCAGAAGAAUUUCACACAAACCUCUCAUGUAGAAUGAGGUGGUAGUGGUGAGGGGCACCUUAAGUGCUGAUGCAACGUCAAGGGUGACAAAUUGUGAUGUAGGGAAUGAAUGUAAGUUUCGGAGUGCCUGGACCCCAGCCUUCCCUCCAUCUCCUGAAGUUCUGUGUUUCCUUGGCAAAUCAUUUGAAAUCUCUCCUUUGGUUGCGUGCCCACAAAGGGGAGCACUCAGAGUCACGGACCACAUCUGAUAAGCAUGGCUCUGUUGGGCUCCCUGUUUAUGAAAUACCUCUGAAGGGUGUUGGGAGGACUGGCUUCUAUUUGCACAAUGUGUUUAAAAUAAAGAGAACUCUACGAAUGCUAAAUAGAAUUAUUUUAUCAUUGUCACCAGAGACUUGCUUCUAGUCCUUGUGUUAAGGAUUGCACUGAUGAAGUGAGGGCCAGCCACAGUGUCAGUGGUCAUCAGUGCAAUGCGAGCCCAAGGAGACAGGAGAAAGCAGGAACAAGUGGGGCCUGAAGUUCUCCUUGGGUUCUGUGCUAUCUAAAAGUCCUUGCAUUCCCCAUGUGGAACAGCCUGGGGAGACAAAAGGAGUUGGUGAGCCCCAGUCUGUCCCAGCAGCAGGAGUCUGUCCUGGGCUGGUGGUGCUGAGUGGGCACCAGCAGCAUCCAUGGCUUUGUGUCAGCGCUUCCUCUCCGACACUUGGCCGCUUCCAUCAAGAACCACUGCCCCAGCAGGUUACCAUCCCUGUCUAUUUCUCUUCUCCACAUUCGGGCCAGCUUGGUAAGUUGGCCCUCAUGGACACUUGGGGCACACAGUUACCGGGGGGAGCGUUGGGAUUGCGGUGGGCUUUGGUGAAGUGGGAGAUGGCACGAGGCAUGGAGACCCUGGGCCUUGCUUAGCAGCGCUCCUGGAUGAGUGCAGGGAUGAACUGAAAUCUAUAAAGGUAGAUUGUGGAUAAAGAAUUGCACAUUUUCAAUGUUGUAACAGUUAUUAAAUGGCAUCCUGGUACUCUUUGCUGUACAUUGAAAUAUUUAUACAUUUUUUGUAGAAUUAAAAUAUACCGGUUUAGUUUUC